This is a messenger RNA of Frankliniella occidentalis (western flower thrips), 1160 nucleotides long. RefSeq lists its product as uncharacterized. NCBI's taxonomy places the organism in Eukaryota, Metazoa, Arthropoda, Insecta, Thysanoptera, Thripidae. The transcript is spliced from 7 exons. The record is from RefSeq and is a predicted model, not a curated record. The coding region runs from base 174 to 1160 and encodes 328 amino acids.
UGCUUUGAAGAACAAGACCAUCUGAGUGUUUCACAAGAAAUUGCACGACGAAAGGUUGUUUUUUGAUUUGUUUUUGUAAUUUGAAACUGUCAUACCUACUGCUAUUGAAAUGUAAAAUACCAGAAAUAUUUUUUUGUUAAUUCAAAGUGAUUUCUUUGGUCUGUAGAUUAGAAAUGUGUGCUGCUGUCACCUCAUCCAAAAGAGCUCAAUGUUUGGUAUCUUUGUGUCAAUUGAAUAACAACAAUUAUGAUAUUGCUGGAUGGGAGGCCCAUCAUGUCUUUCAAGACCAGUCACCGUCUCGCUGUUCAACAUACUCUCCUAUGUCUCCUUCUUGGGAUGGAGUUUUUGAGGCAGCUGAUAUAAUCGUGAAGUCACCAUUACCCAUUUCUAUAAGAAGAAACCGUGUCAGGCGACGACUGGAUUUCCAUUCAGCUGCUACUGCUAACAAUUUUAUCACCAACGCUACUCGGCUGGCUGUUCCUUACUCCAUUUCUCAGGAGACUUCGACACUUAUUGAAAGCGGCAAUCAAGAGAAGUUGGAGAGACUCUCUAGAGAGAGUGAUGGAAAAGGUGCUGCUAUUUCUGGGCCAAACACUGCUCUGCAGCAAGUUAGUAAUAUCUCAUCUUCUUCACAUGUUUCUUUGGUCCGUGUUUUUUCUGGUGGAGAAGAACCUGAGAGCAAUAACGCUGUUCUGGAAAUUUGUUCUGGUUCAGAAUCCAAGGUGAAAAGAAAAUUUUUGGAAGACAAGCUUAUGGACAAGAAUGUUAAUUUUCAAGAUCAAAAUAUCUUGCAUCAGCCGUAUGAAAAUUUGUUUCCAUCCCAGGUCAAAACUCUUCAAAUGAAAUUUGCUCUGAACUCAGGAAUUGAACAUGUGAACACCGUGGGAAAAGUAAGAAAGGCUCGCAAACCCCUCGCUCCUUGUAAAGCUAAUUGUAUUCGUUGUGAAAAACCGAAACUUAAUGAGAAUGAGAGAGACCAAAUAUCUGAAUCAUUUUGGAGUUUGAAGGAUCAUGGGCAGCAAUGGCUAUUUAUUUCUGAUGCAGUAAGUUUAUGUGCCACUAGAUCUGGUUCAAAGGGCACGAAGAAGAGGCCUGUCUAUAAGAGAGAGCACGGUGAAUUUGGUGAGGAACUCCAUGCUGCGCAUGAAUUAGACCUUUGA